Orycteropus afer afer is the source of this 1398-nucleotide messenger RNA. The record is from RefSeq and is a predicted model, not a curated record. NCBI's taxonomy places the organism in Eukaryota, Metazoa, Chordata, Mammalia, Tubulidentata, Orycteropodidae.
AUGGGUCUAUCCAAAUCUGGAAUACAUCAGAGAAAGCAUGAGCACGGCUCCGACUGGCGCUGGGCGAGUACCCAUAGCCUGGGUGGGGCUGGAGCAAGCUCUUGUUUGCAUUCCUGCCUUUUUGUAGAGAUCUCGGUCCAAGAGCUGCAGAAAGUGAUCAACUUCCAGGGAUCAGUGACAUUCCAAGAUGUGGCUGUGGACUUCACCCCAGAAGAGUGGCAGCUGCUUGAUUGUUCUCAGAGGAACUUGUAUUGGGAUGUGAUGUUGGAGAACUUUAGAAACCUCAUCUCAGUGGGGUGUCCAGUUACCAAUCCAAAAGUGAUCUUCAAGUUGGAGCAAGGACAAGAGCCAUGGAUGGUGGAAGGAGAGGACCCAUGUUGGAGCUAUCCAGAAGCUGAUUGCAUACUUGUUGAGAAACCAGAGAGACACAAGGAAAACAAAGACAAUUUUUUUAACUCAAUUUCAUUCACAUUCAAUGAAAUUCUGACUAUGGAGAAACUCCACGACUAUAAUAUGAACACAAAUCUUAAUGCUACGAUACAAAAAUCAUAUAAAUGUAAAUCCUAUGGGAAGAGUUUGCAACCUAAUUUAGACUUACUUAAUUAUAAUAGUGGUUAUACUGAAGAAAAUUCAUACGAAUGCAGUGAAUGUGGGAAAGCCUUCAAAAAGAAAUUUCAUUUCAUUAGACAUGAAAAGAAUCAUGCAGAAAUAAAAACCUUUGAAUGCAAUGACUGUGGGAAAGCCUACAGCAGGAAGACACACCUUGAAACUCAUCAGAAAAUUCAUAAUGGAGAGAGACCUUUUGAGUGCAAUGAUUGUGGGAAAGCUUUUAUGCAUAAAUUUCAACUUGUGAUCCACCAGAGACUUCAUACUGGAGAGAAACCUUAUGAAUGCAGGGAGUGUGGGAAAACAUUCACUUGGAGCUCCUCCUUUAGUCAGCAUGUGAAAUCUCAUACACUUGAGAACUCAUUUGAAUGUAAGGAAUGUGGGAAAACCUUCAGGUAUCGUUCAUCCCUUUCUAAACAUUCUAGAUUCCAUACAGGGGAGAAACCCUACCAAUGUAUGGUAUGUGGCAAAGCCUUUGGAAACACAUCGGUGCUUGCUACACAUCAAAGAAUUCAUACGGGAGAGAAACCCUAUGGAUGUAUUAAAUGCGGCAAAGCCUUCAUCAAGAAGUCUCAUCUCCUUAGACAUCAGAUAACUCAUACAGGAGAGAAGCCCUAUGAAUGUAACAGAUGUGGGAAAGCAUUUUCCCAGAGGUCAAAUCUUAUUGUACAUCAGAAAACUCAUAUGUAAUAUUCACUUUAUAAAUAUGAAAGUCUUAAAUAUAAGUUAAGUAUUGUUAAAUAGUAGAGAAUAUAUAAUGAGGUAAAAUCAACAAUGUGAGUGAAUUGGGAA